AGUGUGUGAGGGAAAAGUCAACACCCAGCCUCACCCCGAGGGCCCUGCAGACUCCGACCCGCCCACAAGGCAGCGCGGACUUGUGUGAAGGAAAACAGUGGGUGCAGGGCGUGCGAGGAGGGGCCGGCCGGCGCUGCCCCCGUCCCCAACGCGUGUGUGUGCGGGAGUAGCGGGUUGCGGGCGGGCGCUUGUGUGGUUCGGCAGAGGGCUGUACCCCGCGGAGGCUACGGGGUCGGGGAGGGAGGUGCCACCGUGAGCCGUGUUCUAGGUUCCUGCUGCCUCCUGCUCCUUUCCUCUCGCAAUCAAGUGGUCGGCCCUAGACAGACGGUCGCCAGAGGGAGGUAAUGGAGCCUUUGCAGGAAAGCUUCCCAGCGGGAAGGCCAGGCGCUGAUCCGGAGAUGGGAAUUUUAGAGCCUUCAGCUUCUCCAAGAAAAGCUCCCGAGAAGACUGGAUGGGAAAUCCCCAGAGUGGCAUUCCCUCCCGAGAGGGUUCCCCGGUGGGGACCUCUGUGAGGGCCUUUCACAGUUUUUUAAAAAUUUCACCAGACAUACAUGGGUUUGCAGUUUGAGGGAGCAGUGACAUUCUGGGAUGUGGCUGUAGCCUUCUCUCAGCAGGAGUGGGAGAGUCUGAAUUCUGCUCAGACACUCGUACGAGAUGUGAUGUUGGAGAACAAGAGUAACUUGGUCUCACUGGCUGGACAUUUCCUUUAUAAACUACAUGCGAUUACUUUAUUGAAACACUAGAAAGAGCCGUGGAUGAUAGUGAGGAAAGAUCAAAGAAGACCAUACACAGAUGUUCAGCUGAAGGAGGAUACAGUCAGCUCUAAAGAAAUGAUCACCAUUGAGAAGUGUCCAUCUUUUGCUCUGCAUCAGAGAAUGCUUAAUAGAGAGCACUCAUGUUAAUGUCAGGAAUGUGGGAAGACUUUUUGUCAAGGCUCAAACUCUGUUCAACAUGAGAGAACACAUUCUAGUGAAAAACCCUGCAAACGUAAAGAAUGCAGGAAGAACUUUAGUAAUGGACAUCAACUCAUCAUACAUCAGAGAUUUCAUAUCGGUGAGAAACCUUAUAAAUAUAGUGGGAAGGCUUUUAUUAGAGGCUUAGCCUUUAUUAAACAUGGGAGAAUUCAUAGUGGUGAGAAACCAUAUGAAUGUAAGAUAUGUGGGAAGACCUUUGGUAGUAGCUGUCAAUUUACUAUACAUCAGAGUACUCAUAGUGGUGAGAAACCCUAUGCAUGUAAGGAAUGUGGGAAAGCUUUUAUAGUGUGUGGAAAGCUUCAUCAGCAUCAGAAUCUUCAUACUGGAGAAAAACCUUUUGUAUGUAAAGAAUGUGGGAAGGCCUUUAGUACCUUCUCAUACCUUGUUCAACAUGAGCGAAUUCACACUGGUGAAAAACCCUAUAAAUGGAAAGAAUGUGGGAAGGCCUUCAGUAGUAACUCACCCCUGGUUAGACAUCAGAGGAGUCAUACUGGUGAGAAACCCUAUGAAUGCAAGGAAUGUAGGAAGGCCUUUAUUGUGUAUCGACAACUUACUCGACAUCAGAGGAUUCAUACCGAUAAGAAACCUUUUGAAUGUAAGGAAUGUGGGAGACUUAGACUUAGUUCAUUUCUUAAUGUACAUCAGAGAAUUCAUGCAGGGGUAAAGCCUUACGAAUGCGAGAAAUGUGGGAAGACCUUUAGUCAUGCCUCAUACCUUGUUCAUCAUGAAAGACUUCAUAUAGGUGAGAAACCCUCUGAGUGUAAGGAGUGUGGCAAGGCCUUUAGUUCAGGCUCGUACCUUGAACACCAGAGGAUUCAUACUGGUGAGAAACACUUUGAGUGUAAGGAAUGUGGAAGGGCUAUUAUUAGUUGCCAUCAACUUACUGUACCUCAAAGGGUUCAUAGUGGGAAGUCCUAUGAAUGUAAGGAAUGUGGGAUGGCCUUUAGAGUACAUGUACAUCUCACACAACAGAACAGAACAAACAACAUUGACAUGAAACCCUAUAAAUGUGAGGAAUGUGGAAAAACUUUCAAUUGUGCCUCAUACCUUGUACAACGUGGAAGAAUUCAUACUGGUGAGAAACCCUAUGAGUGUAAGGAGUGUGGUAAGGCCUUUAGUUCUGGCUCUUUAGUUCAGCAUCAGAGGAUUCAUACUGGUGAGAAACCUUAUGAAUGUAAGGAAUGUGGAAAGGCCUUUCCAAUGUAAGGACAACUUAUUGGACAUCAGAGUGUUCAUACUGGUGGGAAACCCUUUGAAUGUAAGGAAUGUGGCAAGAUCUUUAGACUUAAUUCGUUCCUUAGUGAACAUCAGAAGAUACACACCAGUGAGAAACCCUUUAAACGUAAAAGAUGUGGGAAGACCUUUAGAUAGUCAGCCCUUAAAGUACAUCAGAGAAAUCAUAUGUAUGUAAAACCCUAA
Lutra lutra (Eurasian river otter) is the source of this 2393-nucleotide messenger RNA. It is a transcript of the gene ZNF30, whose product is annotated as zinc finger protein 30. The record is from RefSeq and is a predicted model, not a curated record. NCBI's taxonomy places the organism in Eukaryota, Metazoa, Chordata, Mammalia, Carnivora, Mustelidae. Gene Ontology annotation, biological process: regulation of DNA-templated transcription.